AUGGUGGUUUUAAGAAAUGUUUUGCUCACUCUGGGUACUGCGUCGGCUGCCGUUGCCGGUAACAGCAAUGAGGAAAAGCUGAAGACUUGUCUCAAGUACGCAUUGACUGACAGCGGCCGUGUUGCAUUCGCUGGAGACCCAUUCUAUCAAGUCGCUAAUGUGAAUCGCUACAACCUGAAUAUUCCUGUGACUCCUGCUGCUGUGACAUUCCCUACCUCUUCGCAUCAGGUCGCAGCGAUUGUCAAAUGUGCAUCAGAUAAUGGAUACCAUGUUCAGGCUAAGAGUGGUGGGCACAGCUAUGCCAAUUAUUGUCUCGGCGGAACGGACGGUGCCGUUGUCGUCGACCUCAAGAACCUGCAACAAUUCUCAAUGGACAACACGAACUGGCAAGCAACAAUAGGAGGUGGAACGCUACUUGGAGAUGUGACGCAGCGUCUGCACGAUGCUGGAGGGCGUGCAAUGUCCCACGGGACUUGUCCGCAAGUCGGCUCUGGUGGACACUUCACCAUCGGAGGUCUAGGACCAACAUCUCGACAGUUUGGGGCCGCCCUUGACCACAUUGUGGGGGUAGAAGUGGUACUCGCCAACUCAAGUAUUGUGCACGCAUCAGAAAGCGAGAACGCAGACGUGUUCUGGGCAAUUAAGGGCGCGGCCUCUGGCUUUGGUAUUGUUACCGAGUUCACCGUUCGCACUGAGCCUGAGCCCGGCACUGCCGUUAAAUACGAGUACACACUCAAGGUAGGGAGUACGCAAGAGAGAGCUAGUCUGUUCAAACAGUGGCAGGCAUAUAUUUCCAACCCGCAGCUUACGCGUAAGCUGGCAUCUACGCUUACCUUGUUGGAGGACACACUUAUAAUCACGGGAACGUUUUUCGGUACGGAAGAAGAGUACGAGGCUCUCGAUAUCGGAAGUCAGUUCCCAGGCGCCAAUGGUACUGCUAUUGUUUUCCAGGACUGGCUCGGUCUGGUAGGCGACUGGGCCGAAGAAGCCGCGUUAGAGCUGGGAGGAGGAGUCGCUUCCAAUUUCUAUUCCAAGUCUACAGCCUGGACACCGAAGAAUCUCAUGAGCAAUGAGACUAUCGACAGCCUCUUCGAGUAUAUUGAUACCGCGGACAAGGGAACACUGAUCUGGUUCCUGCUAUUCGACUUCCAGGGCGGAUAUACGAAUGAUAUCCCGACUGACGCGACUGCAUAUGCCCAUCGUGACGUCUUGCUCUGGUUGCAGUCUUACUCGAUUAAUCUUCUGGGCUCAGUCUCUCAGACUCAAAUUGAUUUCUUGGAUCGGGUUAACAAGCUGAUUACCCCCGAUGAUCAUCCAUAUGCUGCGUACCCGGGUUAUGUUGACCCUCUCAUGUCUAAUGGAGCCGAGGCGUACUGGGGCUCUAAUUUGGCUCGUCUGCAAAGGAUCAAAGGGGAUAUUGACCCGGAUAAUGUGUUCCGGAAUCCCCAGAGCCCGAUGCCUGCUUUGCGGUAG
Molecule: messenger RNA, 1473 nt
Organism: Penicillium waksmanii
Lineage: Eukaryota; Fungi; Ascomycota; Eurotiomycetes; Eurotiales; Aspergillaceae
Product: FAD-binding oxidoreductase
Exons: 2
Coding region: 1-1473 (490 amino acids)
Molecular function (GO): FAD binding; oxidoreductase activity
Source: RefSeq, a predicted model, not a curated record